Messenger RNA from Anolis carolinensis (green anole), 9714 nucleotides. RefSeq names its product ring finger protein 180 (gene rnf180). Lineage: Eukaryota; Metazoa; Chordata; Lepidosauria; Squamata; Anolidae. The record is from RefSeq and is a predicted model, not a curated record. The transcript has 7 exons. Bases 428 to 2113 code for a protein of 561 amino acids. Gene Ontology annotation, molecular function: ubiquitin conjugating enzyme binding; ubiquitin protein ligase activity. Gene Ontology annotation, cellular component: endoplasmic reticulum membrane. Gene Ontology annotation, biological process: norepinephrine metabolic process; protein polyubiquitination; serotonin metabolic process.
CUGGGAGGAGUAGUUUGGCAGAGAGGGCGAAAGGCCUUGUGAAACUGCAAAUCCCAGGACUCCAGAGGAUUGAGCCACGGCGGGGGCCAAGCCGCAUGUAGACGCGACCUCGAAGUAAGCAACAGGCAGCGCAAGGCCAGCCACAUCCUCUCCCACUGCUGCCGCCGCCGCCGCCUCCUCUCUGCGGGCGAAAAGGAGGUGGUGGGUAAAGAGGAGCAGCCCCCUCCGCCCAGCCCAGAACGGAGCGCUUUCCGAGGCCGUUUGGCUCCAAUCUCUUCCCGUUCCUUACUGCCACACUGCCAUUCUCCAGCCUUUGCCUUCUGGCGCUGUGGAAGUCGACGCCCGACGCCGGAGCUGGGCAGGGCAGGGCAGGGCAGGGACGGCGCGAGGCCCAGAGAGAUACAUAGCCCAAGAAACCAGAAUUAAGAUGAACAGUCAAGGACAGGUUGCCAUGCUUCGUUGCUGGAAAUGUCAAAAAUAUAUUGCUAAUUUUGAAAGUCUUAUGAAGGAACAGACAACACAUUUAUUUGAACAACCUUGUUCUUCAGCUACCUCUCAGGACACCUGCAAUGUUUGGCACAUGAACGUAGACGCUCUUCCAGACUGGAUGACUUGCAUAAUAGAAAAGGCACAAUGGACAACAGGAAAACUGAACUGCCCAUUCUGUGGGGACCGUCUGGGGAGCUUCAACUUCGUCAAUAAUAUGAAAUGCUCCUGUGGCCAGUUUACAAAUAUCCAUCUUUGCAAGAAGCGAACUGAUUUCCAGAUAAUUUCUUCAGUUUUAUCACCAAUAUCACAACUGAAGCACUUGUCACUUUGUACAGUUCAGUGUGAUUUUAACAUGGAAAUGCAACAGAUUAUGAAAGGUGGAACUUUUAGAGCUAAAAAUCAAGGACAUUCAUAUAGGGUGAAAACUAAUGAUAACAUGGGAAGAUUAAUGGAAGCACUUUGCCUAGAAGCGAAAGCAACUAACAUUGAGAUGAAUAGCAAAAAAAUACACUUCAAAGUGUCUCAUCCGAAAACAAAUCAUUCAGUUUCACUGGCUGUGAAUGACAGAUACCCUGUAAAAGCUUUUCAUAGAAAAUCAAAAAGUUUGGACUUGAACUUCAGAGGGAGGCUUGUCUUGCUCCCUGCUUUAUGUGGGACGUCUGCAACCAAGAAAUCUCUAUUUUCCAGGCAACACGAAAGUCAGCCUUCUAACUCAAAGGAUUGUUCACAAUUAAUGUCCCACAGAACACAUAAUUAUUUUCCUUUCUCACUUAAAUCAAAUACUGGUGAACAUACUUUUUCAGUUACUUCCUACAGUGUAUUAGCACAAGAGGAGACUGGAUUCAAUCCUCAUUUAGCAGUUUCCAAAAACCACAUUGAGAACUCUGCCAGUGAUCAGCAGCUGUUCUUGUCUUCAUCAGAAACGGAGAGGACUACAGAAGAAGAUUCUGUGGAGGGGUACAUCACAUCUCUUGGUCUUUUUCAGCCCUUGAAAACUAUUGAACAAAAGUUGAACAAGAGAAAAAGAAAUCGAUUAAACAGUUUGAGGAAAAAACAAAGGAGGCAAGAAGGGUGGUUGCAAAAGCAGACACUGAGUACAGAAGAAGAACAUGAACACAGGCUAGAUAAAGAAAGCUACCUCUGUGCAGUGUGCCUGGAUGUCUACUUUAACCCUUACAUGUGCUAUCCCUGCCAACAUAUCUUCUGUGAACCCUGCCUGCGCACACUUGCCAAAGAUAACCCAAUCAACACUCCAUGUCCUCUGUGCCGCACUGCAAUUACCCAAGUUUUUUUCCAAUCAGAACUAAACAAUUUCACAAAAACUCACUUUCCUGUGGAAUAUUCAAAACUUAAGGAAAAUUUUCAAGAAUCAAGUUUGACGAAGUGGCCUCUCCCCAACUGCAAGAAAGCAUUCAGAGUUAUUGAAGGUUUUCAGAGCACAGAUUCCUUUACAAGAAGGCAUUUCCCUCAUGCUGCUCACAGGUUGGAUUAUAUGGACUUUGAGGAUGAUAGCCGGGGAUGGCGAUUUGAUAUGGACAUGGUGAUAAUCUACAUUUAUUCCAUCAAUUGGGUCAUUGGAUUUGUUAUCUUUUGUUUUCUCUGCUACUUUUUCUUUCCUUUUUAAGAACUUGUAUCCACAAAGGUUUGAUUCAGCUGAGAGACAUACUCUGACUCAAUGUAUCAGAUUGUACGGGGAACUACAGUUUACAAUUCAAAGCCUGAGAAAGCUAUAGUAACAAAAAUGUAAAGCUUUCUAAUGAUCUGAUUGUUCUGUUGCGCUUUAAAAUGAAGGAACAUUUGUAUAUAGAAAGGAAACUGUCAGAUUAUUUAUUAUAAUGCUCAGUAAAAUAGCACAUGGACUAGCAUCCUGUUUUAUAAUAAUGAUGUCAUAAGUCUGCCGUAGACCGUCGCAGUUCACUUUUAUGGUUAUUUUGUACAGUGUCCAAAGAUUCCCCACAAUCUUUUCAGCAGCACAGUUUCCUCCCUCAAAAAAGGUAGUGAUAGAGCAGGGGAGGAUGAGUGGAGACACAUACAGCUUUCUUCCUGUAGAAGGAAACGUUGCAACAGGUAUCAACAGGGCUAGAAAGAUUGCUAGUUGCAUUUCAACUCAUUGUUCCACUCUCUACCACAUGGCUCUGUCCACACUAGGAGAGCUGUGCUGCUGAAAAUGUCGGUUUGGGGGUUAGCCUCAAGAGACAUAGCUACAGAGAUGAGGUUACAUCUCACAUGGCACAAUCUCUGCCAGGGUUUUUUGACCCUGUCUUCCAUUUUGGUGCUAUACUGACAUUUUAUAAGCAGAUUAGAGCAGAUUCAUUGAACAGUGCUUCAGUAUCCAUUGAUGGCUGCUAUAUAUGAAACACACAUCAUGAAGACUUGUUUUUUUUAUAGAACCUGUUAACACAUCAAACCAUUAGGCUAGGGUGUGAUGUUUUGAAUUCAUAUGUGAAUACAAUUUUGGCAGAUUUUAUCACAUUUAAUUAGUAUGUUAAACUUUCAGCUUUUCACCCCAGAAAACAAUGUCAGUAAUUCUGUGAGAGCAUGAUAUGUUAUCCUGCCUGCUUGGUAAAUAUAUGGGAUAGAGUAGGGAAAUGUAUUUGUCAAGGCAGUUAGUAUGUUGUCUGGAAUUUCCAGUCUUGCAGAGACAAUCUAUUCCUCUUUUUCUCUUUGGUUGUAUGUAUGAAAAGAGCCAUUAGUCUGCCCAAGCACAGUGACUGUGUGAGUUAAGGGAAAACACUAUAGAAGCAAAAUAUAUUAUCUUCCAUUUCAAUUCUACCUGUGUUUACUGGGACAUGUUUCCACAAUACAGUUUUUCUAAGCUCUCUCCCCCAUCCCACUCACACAUACAUCCACUAAAUUACUGGUUCUCAACCUGUUGGCCGUGGCUCAGCAGUGAGCUGCGAGAAUGAAAAUCCGGUCUGCGAACCUCCUUUCUCUUUAUUUAUUUAUUUAUUUUAUUUCUGCUCCUUUCCGCAGAGCUGAGCAUUGCACGGGAUAGACCACAUCAGCUGUAGAUUAUUAAAUAUGAUUUUCUGUGGGAGAGGGUAUGCGGACUACUUGAUGGCUUAUAUUCUGUAUCAGAAACUAGAGCUGAUGUGGUCUAUCAACUGCAAUUGUCUGAAUCAUCACCCCAAAUAAUCUAACCAAAUCUAAAGUUGACCAAAAUCUUAUUCGUAACCCUUUUGGUACUAAUGUGGCCCCUGGUCAAAGUGGUCCCCAGUCAAAUAGUUCCUUGUCAAAGUAGUCCCUGGUCAAGUGGGCCCUGGUCAACAAAAGGUUGGGAUCAAAUUCAUGUUUGAUCACUGGGAGAUAGAGGUAAGUGGUCCAAACUUCACAGAAAGUUCUCUAGAAAAGGCAGCAUGCAUGGUAGCAUUAUACCUUAUUUUUCAUGGAAAGUUUUGACUAGGAAGAUUUUUUACCAGUUGAUGACACACAGCUGAACAGGUGAGUCAGUGCCACUGAAAAUCACAGCAUUAAAUGGAAAGUUUAAAUUCAUCAAUUAAAAUGCAAACUACUGGGUGAUAUUAACAUAGGAAUGAGUCUUUUGUCCCUUUCUUAAUACCCUGAUGGUGGUGCCAGAGUGCCAAUCUUAAGAAAUGGGGCCACAAAGUGGAGUCCACGACAUGUGAGUGUGGAGAAAAAUAAAGCACAGACCACGUAUUACAAUGCAGUCUAAGCCCUGCCACAUGCACAAUGGAAGACCUUCUUAUAGCAACACCAGAGGCACUCAAGUGGCCAGCUACUGGUCAAGGGACAUUUAGUAUAAUGCCAAGUUUUUUUACUCUGUGUUUUUAAAUACAUUACAACUGUACCCUCGGUUUGCUUCUGACACGAUACAUUUUAAAAAAAUACCCUGGUCAUUUUCACACUACACAGAAAUAACAGUUUUAUAUCAGUGUAAAUGCCAUAGCUGCAUGCUAUGGAAACCUUUGAUUUAUAGUUUGGUAAAGCACUAAUAUUCUCUGUCUGAAUUAUAAAUACAGUACCUCAAAAAAGUACAUAUCUCAAAACACCAUUGGUCUCUAAACCAUGACAGUUAAAGUGCUAUUAAAGUGAUAUAAUUUUGGAAAGAGACUUAUGUCACAGCAGUAUUAUUUGCCCAUUUUGCAAAGUACAUUUCUCAUACUUGUUUACUUAUGCAUGCAGCAUUAAUUUGUUCUAUAACCACACCAUCAUACAUCAGCAUCAGUUAGAAAUUUCAUAUCACUGCACAUUACCUUAAAUGGAAUGGUCUAAAUCCCAUUGGAAGAAAGUUCCCUGAAUCAAUUUAACUUUCGUAACUUUGAUUUACCAAGUUCCCACAGAUUCAGUGGGGGAAUUGUAAUUAAGACUAACAAUUGGAUUUUAUGCUUUGAUUUUCAGUGACCUGUUCAGCUGUGACCUGUUCAGCUGUGUAUUAUCAACUGGUAAAAAAAAAUAGUCUAUGUAUGGACUGUGCUUCAAUGUACAAGACUGAAAGUGUUGCAGAGAUACCUAUAUCAGUUUCUUAUUACAUAACAAAUCAGUUGAAUAGCUACCUGAAAGUACUAUAAGACAGAUAGAUUGCCAGGAUCCUAAUGCAAAAGGUCUUAUAAUGGGAAUAUUUAAAAUUAAUGGUAGAGGCUUUUGGAUCUCUUUCACUUUUGAAUUGUUUCCAAGUAUAGAGGAUUGUAUGAGAAGAUUUUAGCAAACAAUAAUAGUAAUAACAUCACUAUGUUUAUUCUUUCUCAAGUGCCUAAAAACAUGGUGCUGUACAUUAUUAAACAGAGUUAACAACUACUAAAUGCUGCCCACUGACUGCAGUCUAUAUAAGCAAAUGAGGAAAAGCAAGAAGGAACAAAAGUGGAGGAAAUGAGAGGCGUGUUCACGUAAAUCUAACUGAAUGCAGUAGGUCUUCUUCCCUAGUCACUUUACUUAAGAUCGCAGCCUAGACCAGAGGUUUCAGAUGUUUGGGCCUCCAACUCCCAGAAGCCCUAACCAGCUUGUACAGUGACCAGGAAUUUUGGGAGCUGAGGCUCAAAAUACCUGGAGGGCCACAAGUUUGACACCACUGACCUAGACGUAGAUCUGUGUUAAUCAGUGGUAUAUGAAAAUGAUUGACGGCAGUGGUGCAGCAGGAUUUGAUCUCAGAGUCAUUCUUCAAAUAGCACCUGGGUCAGCAUGAACAUGCCACAGCCUACCAAAGCUGACAUCAUUAAUUAACAUCAAUAUUCAUUCUUCUUAUUUUUAAAUAUAUAUAUAUAGCUGAUAUUGACUGGAUUAGCAUGUACAUUAUUACAGAUGGUUGUUCUACUGUUUUUACUUUUAAAAGAUAUAUCAUGUUCCUACAACAACAUAAUGCCUCUUUCCACCAGUGUCAGGGAAGCAGAAUGAAAUUCCAUUUAUCCCUAGAAUUAUGAUGUUGUUUAGAUUUAAAUGGGUUUAAAAUGCAAAAGUGAUCUUCUCAGAGAAUUUCCUUUUUAUUGGUGUUGGCAAACAGUACUUGUUUUUUUCUUUAAGACUUUAAGAAUGGAAAACAUUGAAUGUUCUGAGAGGAAGGAAAGAAAUGUAAAGUAUGUACUUCACCACUGAAAUAAUAUCCUUGGCAAAUUAAAGGGGAAGAGACUUACAUCUAGUUCCUAAAAUUAUCUGACAGUGCCACUGGAUCAGACUCUUCUUAAAAGGUUGCAAUGGCUAAAUCCCUUGAAUAUCUAAAGCAAUACUUUACAAAGAAAAAGUGAAGAAAACCAUUGUGAGAUAAAAACUGUAAUCUUUCAUCUGACUAAGCCAUUGCUACCAGCGGAAUAGAGUUCAAGGAUGAUACAUAUUGGAAGGAAGCAGUCAAAGGAGAAAUGUAAACAGGAGUAACAAAAGGCAAUAUUGUUAGCACCCAAUAAAUUGCAUUCCUCACUAUAGCAUUAUACAAAGAAUGCAGUGAAAUGUUCAAUACCAUGACUACAGUUUGAAAGUUCCGCAACUCAAAUUUUGUGUAGCAGGAAAAGAAACUUGGAUCAACUGAAGCUUCAGUCAUAUGGCUUUCUUCUACGGCAUUGCUGGAUUUUGCACAAUAUUUUUCUUGUGCAGCCCAGCUGUUUUUAUGUAGAAAACGCCAUAAUAGUGUCACCAUAACUCAGAAAUGACUUGAAGGCACAUAACAAGAAAGCCAAAGUGAAAGUAAGAUUCUUAUCAGAGUAGCUCUAUUGGAAUCAUCAUGUAGAUGGAAAUUAACUGCACUCUUGGCAGCUAAUUACUGUUUUUUAUAGCCGAAUCAGAAGUGCUACAGAGAAGCCCCAAGAGACCUUCUGAUAGAACAUUUUAGCACCGAUUAGCAGCAAUUCCCCCAGCCACAGCUGUCCAUUUUACAGAUGUUUGCCCUUUCUUCACUCUGUGCCUGAGUAUUUUCCUGUGUACUACAUCAGAUGUGCUGCUUUUAUGAAACACUUCCUACAGUUAUUCUGUUUGUCCAGAUUUCCAUUUAUAUAACGUUAAGCUUUUAUGCUCUUUUCCUUGUAUUUAGCUUUGUCUAAACUGGUUUAACUCAGAUUAUCUCAAAAGCAAAGCAGAGGCCUACUGAACGCCUUAUGCUGCAGCAUUUUACUAAAGCUGAGCAACUAUGGCUAUGUUCAGGCCCUUCAAAAAGGCAAUACUGGGAAUCAAAUGUAAAAAUGAAACAAGUAUAUAUGUAUUAUAUUUAUAAUAUAAAACAGGAAGCCAUUUAGGCAGUACCAACACAUGGCACAUUUUCCCAUCCAUUCUGUAUCUGAAAUGAAGGUUAGGUUUUAGUUUCUUUCUUUCUUGCCAUACAUUCAAUACUGCUACUUAGAACAUUAUGUUUCCUGGUGGGAAAAGGAAAACGGUGUGAGUAAAGUUAAUAAUAAUUAAGAUAAGAACAUAAAGAUUUUCUUUGUAGAUAAAAAAAAUAUUGUGUUCUUGCCUAAGUUUGCUUUAGUUUGUUUUCUUUGUUUGUUUUAAAUACAUGGAUUUGUUCAAGAUAAAAAAGAAUAAAGUGUCAUUUCAACAAAAAAAUACUUGCACUUAGAAUUUUUUAAAAUGUGGAAAACUAUAAAGAAAUAACGCCAAGAAAGGGCUUUUCUUGAUCAUACUGAUAUUUGAAGAUCACUCUCCAAAACAUACAGUAUUUUACAUUGUAAACCAAUUAUAAGAAUGCUAUUGUGGUUCUUUCAGAAUUAAUGUAAUUAAAUAACAAAUUAAACAUAGAUCCAGAUCUAUUCAAAAUCAUAAAAAAAUGAUCCAGCAUAACUGACAUUAAUAUUCUGGUACACUAGCUCCAAAGGGAAUGUGAUACAAAUCACUCCAUGAACUAACUACAAGUUUUGAGUUCAAGAUCAAUAAAUCUCCCAGGCAACAAAAUAUCUUUGAGAUGGCAAGUCACUCGUUUCCAAUCGUCUUGUUAGCCUCUACUCUGCCUCCCAAUUUCUUUGUGUGAUGUUACUGUAAUUUCACAACUUUUAAUGACAAAUAAUAACCCAUUCUUUAUGGCAACAUGGAGCCCCUGGUGGUGCAGUGGAUUAAACCGCUGAGCUGCUGAAUUUGCUGACCGAAAGGUCUGUAGUUCGAAUCCGAGGAGAGGAGCGAGGUCCCACUGUCAGCUCCAGCUUCUGCCAACCUAGCAGUUCGAAAACAUGCAAAUGUGAGUAGAUGAAUAGGUGCCGCUCCGGCGGGAAGGUAACGGCGCUCCAUGCAGUCUUGCCAGCCACAUGACCUUGGAAGUGUCCACAGACAACACUUGCUCUUUGGCCUAGAAAUGGAGAUGAGCACCAACCCCCAGAGUCAGACACAACUAGACUUAACGUCAGGGGAAAAUCCUUACCUUUACCUAUAGUAACAUAGGAUGGUGCUUGUUAUUUACCUUCAAAAUCAACUCUGACUUACAGUGACCUUAUCAGAAAGUUUUCUUUGUGCCUAUUUGGAGAGAGAGCACACUUAAGGAACAGAAAUUGGUAGUAGGGUAAAGCAGUGCUACUCAUGCACAAUGAUCUCUUUUUAAAAGAAAAGAAGACUAGACUGCAUGCUACCUAAUUAAUUUCUGAGGCAAUGUCUGGUUGCAAAUCUGGCAGAUGAACCAGAAAUAAGUAAAGUCAAUCGAAAUUAAGUAAACAAUGGCUGUCAGGAAUCUUAUAAGGCACAAAGACACCGUAAGGCAGGCUCUCCCAAGGCUAGUCGAAGUUUAAGGAUCUCAGAGAGCUCCAAGUAAACAAAAUUCCCCAGCAAAGGCUGGAGCUUGGAAAUAGGGAGACCAGGGUUCAAACCCCAACUUGAUCAUGCUAGCCCACUGGGUGACCUUGCACAUGUCACACUCUCUUUGCAGUUGGGGUAUAAAUUAAGAGAGAGGAGGCAUAUCUGUUCAACAAUGGACCCUAAUGGCUAGAAAACCUAAAGGAAAGUCCAUAGACAUCUUUGUACCUAUAUAUCUCCAGGAGCAUUAGAAUAUAUCACAUGGAAAUGGUCUUGAAUGUCUAAACCAGCCCUAAGGGUUGGACCUGCCAACUGUCAGCUGAUAGUGAAUUGGGCUGUCAUUCUUUGCAGCUGCUUCUCAUUUACAAAGAUCCUUUUUCUGAAAGCUCCAGCCAAUACACAUGUCAAAGGUACUGUGCAACCUUUCUCUCUGAAUAGGCCCCUGGCGAUGCCGUUACGCAAAUGGGGCUUAACUUUCAUUUUCCUUAUGAGUUCCAACCAACAGAAUGUGAUUGGCUCCAGACUCAGAUAAAUAAAUUGUGACUGUUUUGCUGGUUCAGAAAGCUGUAGGAUUGCAUCUGUAAUCAUAAUAGUUGAAAUGACUUCAUUAGUUAAUGGAAACGAUGGACUCAGAGUGAUGUGAGUGAAUAGGUGAUUGGAGAUGUUAGAUCCAAUUUGGAAAGAAAAAAAACCAAAGGUUUGGCAGCAGGGAUGGAAAUUAAUGUUGAAAUCUCUUUAUUCAGUAUCUCUGCAGUAAAAUACUGAAAUAUUAAACUCAAAUUUUCUGAUUCUGACUUCCUUAUGACAAUCUGUUCUAUGACUUGUUUUAUUUCUGUGAACGAUUUCUUUCUGAAAUAUAUAUUUCUGCCUGCAAUUUCUUGUGGCUUACAGUAACAUCCAAGCUAUGUUUUGACAUCAAUUUUUAUUCAAUUUGGGCUUUUUUUACUAUCCGUUUCACACUGAUCUUUCUAUUCCCUAUGAAUGUGUAUGUAGUAAAUGCCUUCUUUAUUCACAGAAAUAGAUAUUUGUGCAUAUAUUCUUCACAAAAAGUAAAAUAAAAUUUAUGCUAAAACC